This is a messenger RNA of Cooperia oncophora, 417 nucleotides long. The record is from the annotation of a GenBank genome assembly. Lineage: Eukaryota; Metazoa; Nematoda; Chromadorea; Rhabditida; Trichostrongylidae.
CUGUUUACUUACUACCAAUGCGAUUGUUUCAGCGUCACCUAUAUUACGGCCGCCGACGCGCGAGUAUGGAAGGAGCGAUUUCAUCGCGAUAGCGAGGUUAGCUCGCCGGUUAUCAAUCGAUUGUCGCCAAAGGUUUUCCCGAAGUUCUACCGAAGUCCUUACCUUUCACGAAGGGAUUCACCCCAGCGUGACACGGACGACACUGAGCCGCCAUCAGAAUCAUCAGAGAUCGCCGUGAUGCAGUCACCUAUGGAGACAUCGCAACAUGUCGAAAAGGAUGAGGUCGAAAAGGCUGAGGUCAUCGCUGAGGAACAGCCUGAACCGCAAACCAGCGAGGAAAAACCGCUCGAUCCGUCUAUGUUGGAGGAAUUUGCGCUCAAUUUAAUCAAGGACAUCAAAAUUUUUCAUCAGAUUUGA